Molecule: messenger RNA, 2733 nt
Organism: Peniophora sp. CBMAI 1063
Lineage: Eukaryota; Fungi; Basidiomycota; Agaricomycetes; Russulales; Peniophoraceae
Source: the annotation of a GenBank genome assembly
AUGUCGAUGAAAGCCAUCGUGAAGAGCGUCGCUUCGGGCGACUCACUCAUCCUGCGCGGGCGCCCCGGUCCCCAAGGUCAACUUCCGAAGGAACGUAUCCUGCAUCUCGCCGACAUUCAGACGCCGCGCAUCGGUAAUACGACGCGUGAAGAUGAGCCAUGGGCAUAUGAAGCUCGCGAGUUCCUUCGCGCCAUGGCCGUUGGCAAGGAAUGCACCUUCACCUCCGCACACUCGCUCGGCCCAUCCGCAGACGACAUCCCGCGCGACCUAGGCACCGCAGAAAUUGCAGGUCAUGACGUCGCAAUUGAGCUCCUCCGCGCUGGCUGGGCAAAGGUGAAGGAGCUCAAGCGCGACCCGACCGAGGAGGACAACCGCCGGCGCGACGCCGAGGCAGAGGCGCGCGCAGCCGGCAAGGGCAUUUGGAACCCGCAUGGCCAGAAGGCUCGCCAGGUCAUCUACACUAUGCCCACGGACUCGCAGGCGUUCAUGACUGAAUGGAAGGGCAAGGUUCUGGACGCCCUCAUCGAGCAGGUCAAGGAUGGCAGCACCUUCCGCGUUCGCCUCCUGAUGCCCGAGGGAGAGCAUCAGUGGAUCAACCUUGCUCUUGCCGGUGUCCGUGCACCACGCGCAGCCGCAAAGGCCGGCGAUACAAGUGAACCGUUCGGCGACGAGGCCAAGUUCUUCACCGAAUCCCGCCUAUUGCAGCGCGCCGUGAAAGUAGUAUUGCUAUCCCUGCCCGGCGCAACACCAAGCCCAUUCCAGCAAAACGCAAAUGGCAACGCGCCCGCGCCGGCCAGCAUCUUCAUCGGCAACGUCCUGCACCCGGCCGGUAACAUCGCCGAGUUCCUCGUCGGUGCCGGUCUCGCGCGCGUCGUCGACUGGCAUGCCGGUAUGCUUGCCGCCAACGGCGGUAUGGAGCGUCUGCGCGCGGCCGAGAAGGCUGCUCGCGAGCGCCGCUUGGCGUUGUACGCCACUGCGCCCGCGCCGACUGCCACCUCCGCGACGAACGGCAAGUCCUCCGUCCCCGGCGCUUCGAAGAACUUCGACGGUACAGUCGUGCGCGUAUGGAGCGGUGACCAGAUCUCCAUCGUUGACCGCAAUGGUCGCGAGCGCCGCGUACAGCUUAGUUCCACCCGCGGCCCCAAGCUCUCGGACCCUCGCCAGGCGUACUAUGCUCAGGAGGCACGCGAGUUCCUCCGCCGCAAGCUCAUUGGGAAGACCGUUAAGGUCACUGUUGACUUUGUCCGUCCCCGUGAGGGCGACUACGAAGAGCGCGAGGCAGCAACUGUGCGCUACGGCAACCAGAAUGCCAACAUUGCCGAGCAGCUGAUCGAGAAGGGUCUCGCCGGCGCUGUGAGGCACAAGCGUGACGAUGAGGAUCGCUCUCCUGACUAUGACAAGCUCAUGGCUGCUGAGCAAGCUGCUGUCGCUGAGGGCCGCGGUAUUCACUCCGGCAAGGACCAGCCGGCACCACGACCCCCAUUGAACCUUUCCGAAGCACAACACCGCGCAACACAGUUCUUGUCAGGCUUCAAGCGCCAGGGCCGCAUUCCUGCACAGGUUGAGUUCGUUGCUGCUGGGUCGCGCUUCAAGCUCUUCUUGCCGAAGGAUAACCAGGUCUUGACUCUUGUUCUCGGCGGCAUCCGUGCACCCCGUACGGCACGAAACCCCUCAGAAAAGUCGGAGCCGUAUGGUGCCGAGGCAGCGGAGUUCGCCACCCGUCGCUACAUGCAACGUGAUGUCGAGUUUGAAGUUGAUUCGCUUGAUAAGUCCGGCGGCUUCAUCGGCGCAUUGUACCUCAACAAAACGGAGAACGCCGCCGUAUCACUGCUGCGCGAGGGUCUUGCCACCGUACAUGCCAGCUCCGCGGAGACAUUAUCGUACUCGCGUUACUUGUUCGAGGCGGAGGAGCAGGCGAAGAAGGAGCAGAAGGGUAUCUGGAGCGACUACGACGCCGAGGCGGAAGCAGCAGCUGAGGCCGCCGCCAACGCCGAUGCCGAUGCACCCAUCAAGCCGGAGUUCAUGGACGUGAUCGUCAGCGACGUUCGCACCAAGAACGGCUUCUCCUUCUCCGUACAGAUCCUAAACACGGAGGGCAUCGCAUCACUUGAGAAGCUCAUGCGUGACUUCUCGUUGCAUCACCGCGGCUCGGAGGCAACAGCACCGAAGAGCUGGACACCGAAAGCUGGCGAGCUCGUCAGCGCAAGGUUCAGUGAUGGUGCAUGGUACCGCGCGAAAAUCAAGCGCUCUAGCGCGGUCAAGCGUGAGGCGGAGGUCGCAUUCAUCGACUACGGCAACCAGGACACCGUCGGCUUCGACGCAAUCCGCCCGCUUGACCCCAAGUUCCGCUCGCUACCUGGCCAAGCACACGAAGCACGUCUCAGCUUCGUGCGCUUGCUGGGCGACGAGAGCGAGUAUGGCGCCGAUGCCGUCGCACGUUUCCGUGAACUUUGCGAAGGCCGCAAGUUGAUUGCGGUGCAGGACGCGAAGGAGGGCAGCCUGCUCCACCUGCGCCUCAUUGAUCCUUCAGACCCCGCGAGCGCUGAGGACCCAUACGCAAGUGUCAACGCGGACUUGUUGCGGGAGGGCCUAGCUGCGCUUGAUAAGAAGGGUUGCGCACGAUACUGGCACGCGCAGCCUACACUUGUCAAGAGGUUGCAGGAGGCUGUCCAGGGCGCGAAGAAGGACAGGCUUGGAAGGUUCGAGUUUGGUGAUGUUGAGGAGGACGAUUAG